This is a messenger RNA of Acanthochromis polyacanthus (spiny chromis), 3353 nucleotides long. It is a transcript of the gene igf2bp3, whose product is annotated as insulin-like growth factor 2 mRNA binding protein 3. Gene Ontology annotation, cellular component: cytosol; nucleus; cytoplasm. The record is from RefSeq and is a predicted model, not a curated record. Gene Ontology annotation, molecular function: mRNA 3'-UTR binding. NCBI's taxonomy places the organism in Eukaryota, Metazoa, Chordata, Actinopteri, Pomacentridae. Gene Ontology annotation, biological process: regulation of gene expression; nervous system development.
UAAAGAUACACUAGUUUCUCACGGAAUCCCUUUACGCACAUAGCUCGCCAGGUUUUUUCCCAUCACCAAUCCACUCUUCCCCUCCUUUUUUUCUUCACUCCCCUUUGCUGUCCCCACCCCAGAUUCCCGUGCAAUUUUCCCCAAUCCCAAACACUUAAUUGAGCAAUUGGGAUUCCUCACGUGUGGGCUGAUUUGUAGUUUGAACACGUGGCUCAUUCAAAAAAGCCGGAAUAGCGGUGGAUUUUUUUUCUCCCCCUUCUUCUUCUUCUUAUUCUAGGCUCUAGACUUAGAGGCGGGCGCCAGCCUUACCGUGUGUGACAUUCUCUGUCUCUUUGCCAAGGGGUUUGGAGGAAGACACAAAGUAGUUUCUCCUCCUUUUCACCCAGCCCGCCAUCGUUUGGAGGCACGAGAUUAAUAAUUGAGCAUUUAUUUAUUGCGCGAUAGAGACAGAGGGGCGAGGGAGCGCAAACGCACUGUGAGGCUGCCAGUUUAAAUCUAUCUGUGGCUUGAACGACCGGGAAGCACGCCACAGCCACUCCGUAGUAGUAAAGGCGAUUUAGGCUACUCUAAACACUGCACAUCCGCGAGAGCAAAUAACUAUCUCUCCCUCAGCGUAAAGAUUGUCCCUUUUCGGCGCAGAACAUGAAUAAGCUAUACAUUGGCAACGUGAGCGCAGAGGCGAGCGAGGAGGACUUCGAAACUAUCUUUGAGCAGUGGAAGAUUCCGCACAGUGGUCCAUUUCUUGUCAAAACUGGCUAUGCGUUUGUGGAUUGCCCGGACGAGAAGGCUGCAAUGAGGGCCAUCGAUAUUCUUUCAGGUAAAGUUGAACUUCACGGCAAAGUUCUGGAAGUGGAGCACUCAGUCCCUAAACGUCUAAGGAGCUGUAAGCUGCAGAUCAGGAACAUCCCGCCUCACAUGCAGUGGGAGGUAUUGGAUGGUAUGCUUGCUCAGUAUGGUGCAGUAGAGAGCUGUGAACAAGUAAACACUGACACAGAGACUGCAGUAGUCAAUGUUCGAUAUACAGCCAAGGACCAGGCCAGGCUGGCGAUGGAGAAACUGAAUGGAUCUAUGAUGGAGAACUAUGCCUUGAAAGUGUCCUAUAUCCCAGAUGAGACGGCUGCACCGGAGGGUCCUUCAGUGGGGGGCAGGAGAGGCUUCAACACCCGCGGACCACCUCGCGCCGGUUCUCCAGGUCUGGGCGCUCGGCCCAAAUCGCAGUCCGAGGUCCCGCUCCGCUUGCUGGUUCCCACACAGUUCGUAGGGGCCAUUAUUGGCAAGGAGGGCGCCACUAUCCGCAACAUCACCAAACAGACCCACUCAAAGAUCGACAUCCAUAGGAAAGAGAAUGCUGGUGCAGCAGAGAAGCCCAUCACAAUUCACUCCACACCUGAAGGCUGUUCGAACGCUUGCAGAACCAUCAUGGAGAUCAUGCAGAAGGAAGCCCUGGACACAAAGUUCACUGAGGAGAUCCCACUGAAGAUCCUUGCACACAACAACUUUGUAGGAAGAUUAAUAGGAAAAGAAGGACGGAACCUGAAGAAAAUCGAGCAGGACACGGGGACCAAGAUCACAAUCUCACCUCUCCAGGACCUGACCGUGUACAACCCAGAGCGGACCAUCACAGUGAAGGGCCUCAUUGAGGCAUGUGCAAAAGCUGAGGAAGAGAUGAUGAAGAAGAUUCGGGAAUCGUAUGAGAGCGACAUGGCUGCUAUGAACCUCCAAUCCAACCUGAUUCCAGGCUUGAACCUAAACGCUUUGGGUUUGUUCCCCAGCGGAGCCCCAGGCAUGGGCCCCUCUAUGUCCAGCCUCCCUCCUCCUGGAGCCCACGGCGGAUGCUCAUCAUUCGGACAGGGACACCCCGAGUCGGAGACAGUUCACCUGUUCAUUCCUGCACUUGCGGUGGGAGCCAUCAUUGGAAAACAGGGUCAACACAUCAAACAGCUGUCACACUUUGCCGGAGCCUCAAUCAAGAUUGCACCUGCAGAAGGAAUGGAUGCCAAGCAGAGGAUGGUCAUCAUCGUUGGACCGCCAGAGGCUCAGUUUAAGGCUCAGUGUCGUAUCUUUGGCAAGCUGAAAGAAGAGAAUUUCUUUGGACCCAAGGAAGAGGUGAAGCUGGAGGCUCACAUCAAGGUUCCCUCCUUCGCUGCUGGACGAGUAAUUGGGAAGGGUGGAAAGACGGUAAAUGAACUGCAGAACUUGACCUGUGCAGAAGUGGUGGUGCCCAGGGACCAGACACCUGAUGAGAAUGACCAGGUUAUAGUCAAGAUCAGCGGACACUUCUUUGCUUGCCAGCUGGCCCAGAGAAAGAUUCAGGAGAUCCCCCAGGUGAGGAGGCAGCAGCAGCCGAAGCCCACAUCUGGAGCCCAGCCUCCACUGCCCGCAGGAAGUAAAGAUCAGCAGACCUGGAGGAAUGGUGACUGAAUCUGCCAGAAGACUCGACAGAAGGACAGAUGCAGCAGAGUCCAGGGGAGAAUAAGACCGAGGGUCCUAAGGCUCAUCUCAGGGGUUAAAGGUUAUCAACUCAACCAAACAUCCACCCCUCCUUGUCUUGCUGAAGGACUUUCAAGUGUGGCUAAUAAGAGACCUGCGCCUCUAAAACUCCACCCUCUCUGCAUCUCUGUGAGAAUGUACUUCUGAGGGCUCCCACCAACGUCACUGCCCUCACAUGUACACACCCCUCGACCUGCUCUCCUCCCCCCAUGGGUGUGUAAAUUUUUAUAGAUUUUUUUUUUUCUUUUUUGUUCUCUUUUUACACUAGAAACACAAAGAAGAAAUAAGGAUCCCCCUCCUAUCACCUCCUUGGUGUGGUACUUCAAACAUGACAAGAUGUUUUGGUUGACUUCAGAUUUAGUUUAACACUGUUUUUCUUUUUUAGUGUUUAAUUGGUUGAUGAAGCUUUCUCAUGAGUUUUUUCUGUGGAAAAGAAAAGGCAUUGCUAUCAAAGGUCCUGCCGGAUCAACAGAGAGGUUUAUUUGGGGGGGAGGGGUUGGCUCAGACUGGGUGGGCCAUGAUUAGGAGAAAGAUUCUUGUUUUAGGACAGGACCCCUGAAAGGGUGAUUAUAUUGGGCGUCUGCCCUUGUAAUGAUAGUGGCAUUUUAUAAAUUCGGAUGCAUUUUAUAGAUAGACCUAUAUACAUAGAUGAAUAUAAUAUAUAUAUUUAGAGGUGAGGGCAGCGCCAUGACUGACACUUAGGGAAAUGGUGCCGAACUGCUGCUGCCCAGGAAAACCAAUUUAAUAUGCAUUUUACUUAACUACCUCAGGAUCAAGUACCUCAGAAGAGAAAAGAAAAAUAUUAUAUAUAUAUAUAUAUACACAUAUAUAUAUAUAAAUAUAUAUGGAAAAAAUGUUCCUUU